This is a messenger RNA of Magallana angulata, 1081 nucleotides long. RefSeq lists its product as uncharacterized. Bases 224 to 661 code for a protein of 145 amino acids. Lineage: Eukaryota; Metazoa; Mollusca; Bivalvia; Ostreida; Ostreidae. The transcript is spliced from 2 exons. The record is from RefSeq and is a predicted model, not a curated record.
AACCAUCCCCCUCUAAAUAAUGGUGUCUAUAUAAAGUAAGACAUGUUUAAAGUUGCUAGGAAGUCGCUGUGAUUGUUCUGUCCUUAUAGCGGCGCGUCCUUCCUUCUUUACUUUGCUCACUCUAACAGAGCUUUCAACUGAUCUCUGUACAGUGCUAGGAACCUCAAUACUUAGUCUUGGAACUUAAGGUACGUCUUAGUUUUCAUCUCUGAAGUGGGUCAAAAUGGCAGUAUGGGUUACAACGACCGAUUGUUAUAUUCCGGAACAUGCGAUACGAGCCGGAUACGAGGCUGACGGACGGCCUCUGUUUAUUGCCCGGGCAUCCAUAGAGGGUGACUUGACCCCCGGGAAAUGUGGAUUCCACCUUCAAGGUGCCCAUAUUCCGUACGGAUGUAAAGAAGUUGUCGUCCAUCAAUACGAAGUCUUGGUGCACGCAAACAACGCCUCGGGAUUCUACGACUGGCAGCGCGCCUCCCGCGGAAGAGUUCCGAAUGAUGCCGUCAGUUCGGACACGGACCUGUACGUGGGACGGGCUUACUUUUCUGGGGGUCUCAUCCCGUGUAAGGUGGCCACGGCCAGCUCCCACAUGUGUGCUUACAUAGGCUGUGAAGGGGUGGAACACAGUAGUAUGGACUAUGAGGUCCUCUGUAAAAUCAAGUAGCCGGCCAUGAAGGACGAGAUAGCACGUCAACGGUAACGUUGAUGAGAGCAGAGUAGAAGAACAAUCUAAUGAACAUAACACGAGGUUGCUGGUGAAUUAACAGGACACAGAAAAGGGACAUUUUAGUGACAGAUUUAUUUUAAUUUUUUAUGUAUAUAUGUGUGUGUUUCCGCAUUUUUAUUUUGACUGCAAUCUAUAUCGAUUUGAUCUGCUUUUAUAAUUAUUGGAUUUACUUUGUUGACUUCCGUAUCAACUUCGGGUUUGCCUAAACUGGUUCACUUUCUGUAGAUUUAUCGUUCUAUCAUGCUUAAUUUUAGCAGUUGUGAAAACCGUUCUCACUAUGCUACUGCUUAAGAAAUUCAUUAAUUGUUGUUGGGUAGUAUGCAUUCCACUAUGAUGUAAAUAAAUCCUUAUGAAUUA